Messenger RNA from Morus notabilis, 1461 nucleotides. RefSeq lists its product as uncharacterized. The transcript is spliced from 2 exons. The record is from RefSeq and is a predicted model, not a curated record. NCBI's taxonomy places the organism in Eukaryota, Viridiplantae, Streptophyta, Magnoliopsida, Rosales, Moraceae. Bases 1 to 1461 code for a protein of 486 amino acids.
AUGCUCUUGGAAGCGGCUGACACGGUAAAGAUUAAUGGUGUCACUGAGGGCACCAUCAGGUUGAAAUUGUUCCCAUUCUCUCUUCGGGACAAGGCUCGACAGUGGAUGAUGUCACUGCCGACGGGGAGUAUUGGCACUUGGGAAGAGAUGACUGAGAGGUUUCUUGCAAAGUUCUUCCCACCAUCUAAGGCAUCCCAGUUGCGGAGUGAGAUUGGAUCUUUCUGCCAAAAUGACUUUGAGCCGUUGUAUGAAGCUUGGGAACGGUUCAAGGACUUGCUCAGAAAAUGUCCUCAGCAUGGGUAUGAUGAGUGGAUGCUGAUUGACAGGUUCUAUAAUGGGUUGAAUGGCCAAUCGAGGACUAUUGUUGAUAGCACUGCAGGUGGAUCAUUGAUGGCAAAGUCUAUUCCAGAGGCCUACAAUUUGCUUGAAGAAAUGUCUACCAACAGCUAUCAAUGGCCUUCAGAGCGUUCAAUUCCGAAGAAAACUGCUGGUAUUCACGAGGAGGAUCCGUUAACUUCAUUGUCAGCACAGGUUUCAGCUUUGUCAAAUCAGAUUGCAGCAUUGACUAACAGAGAAGCGUCAUCUAGCAGAGAGGCAGUGGCAGGUGCCAGUACACUUUUUGUACAGGAUGAGUACACUCGGGAGCAGGUUCAUAGGAAUGUUUUGCAACCUCCUCCGGGUUUCAACCAACAAGUGGUGGAAAAGAAACCUUCUGUGGAAGAUUUGUUGAGUACCUUCAUUGUUGAGACUAGAGGGAGGUUUAACAAGGAUGAGGCUAGACUUGACAACAUUGAGACACAUUGUAACAACAUGAAUGCAACCAUGAAGUCUCUUGAGGUGAAAAUCGGUCAACUAGCCAAUGCGGUUAAGGGGCAAUCAUCUGGCAAGUUCCCAAGUGAUACGGAGCCUAAUUCCAAAGACCAUUGCAAGGCUAUCACCUUGAGAAGUGGGAAAGAAGUUGAGGCUCCUAAGCCCCAAGAGGAUAAAACCAAGGAAGAAGAGGUAGGAACCGAGCAACCGAAGGAAAGUGCAAGGCCUAAGUCAAUCUCUUUUCUGGAUAAUCCUCCUCUCAUUGCUCCUACCCUCCCGUAUCCGCAAAGAUUCAAGAAGAAGAAGUUGGAUGCUCAAUUUUCGAAGUUUUUAGAGAUUUUUAAGAAGAUCCAUAUCAACAUCCCCUUUGUGGAUGCACUUGAACAAAUGCCUAAUUAUGUCAAGUUUAUGAAUGAUGUCAUGGCAAAGAAGCGGAGGUUGGAGGAUUUUGAGACCGUCAAGCUAACAGAAGAGUGUAGCGCUAUCCUUCAAAGGAAGUUGCCUCAAAAGUUGAAAGAUCCUGGGAGUUUCACUAUUCCGUGUACUAUUGGAGAUUCUCACUUUGAGAAGGCCUUGUGUGAUCUUGGAGCUAGCAUCAAUCUUAUGCCUCUGUCCGUCUUUCGAAAGCUUGGACUUGGGGAAGUCACAUAG